Molecule: messenger RNA, 3898 nt
Organism: Cheilinus undulatus (humphead wrasse)
Lineage: Eukaryota; Metazoa; Chordata; Actinopteri; Labriformes; Labridae
Gene: wdr89
Product: WD repeat domain 89
Exons: 2
Coding region: 240-1391 (383 amino acids)
Molecular function (GO): protein binding
Source: RefSeq, a predicted model, not a curated record
UGUGACACACAGCAUACUACUUUCUCCAUGCGUGUUUGGAUUUAGCAAAACAAAUUUGAAGAUGUUUCAAUGCUAAUUUUAUAUUAUAUCGGUAAUGUUAAGACGGUUCUUCCGUCAGAGUGUAUCGUGAUGUUUUAUCCAACAUGGCGGCGGACGUUUCGAGGUUAACGGUCGGUUUCUGUUGAUUUCUGGACGUUUUUGUCAAGCAGAGUGGUUGAAUUGCAUCAACCUCAGCCGUCAUGGAGGGUUUGGAGGAGAAGCUCAAAAGUCUCUCCAUCGUCCGGCGAUCUUGCCCGGAAGAGCCCACCUACCUGCUGGAUGUUGCCCUGCAACCGGCUGGCCUGCUUGCCGUCUGCUGCUCCAACUUCACCGUCCACCUCCACAACAAGGACACUCUGAACCUGCUGGGAGAGUAUCGAGGUCACAGCAAACCUCUUUGUGGGGUUGUUUUCUCCCACAACUCCUCUGACUUCCUCUACUCUGGCUCUGCUGAUGGGACAGUUCGGGGUUGGGACAUCCGCUGCCCCGGGACAGCAGCUGCCCAGGUGUUUAAAAGUGACCCCUCACACAGCUUCUGCAGCUUUGACCUGAACUGCAGCGACACUCUCUUGAGUGCCGGAACCGAGCAGAUUAAUGAUGAAGACAGCUUCCUGGUUUUCUGGGAUGUCAGGAAACCAGGCGCCGGCCUUCUUGGGGUGUAUUCUGAGUCGCAUAGUGAUGAUGUCACACAGGUACGGUUUCACCCUCAAGACAAGGACCGGCUUGCAUCCGGUUCCACGGAUGGCCUUGUGAAUGUUUUCGACCUGAGCCGGGGAGCAGAAGAGGAGGCUUUGCUGGCCACCUGUAACAGCGACUCCUCUGCUGGGUCGGUAUGUUGGUCCGGGGCCAGCUACACCCAGCUGCUGUGUCUGAGCCAUGAUGAGGGCCUGCACCUGUGGGACCUGGGUCAGCUGGACACAGAGGAGCCUCUCACUAUUUUCAGCACCUCUGAUGCCCGCAGUCUGACUCUCCUCACUGAUGGCGGAGGCGUGGAUUACCUGGUGGGAGGAAGAUGGCUGGAGGAUGCUCAGAAGUUGCUGGUGGUCGGAGGAAUGAACAGCGGGGAUCUCCACCUGAUGGAGUGUGACGACGGGGGGCUUCGUCUGCUCAGGAGCCUUAAGGGCGGCCAUGCCUCCACGGUGCGCUGCUUCUUAUGGGACGCUGCAGGGGAGGCUCUGGUCACAGGAGGAGAAGACGCUCAGUUGUUGCUCUGGAAGCCAGGAGGGGUGGAGCUCCCGUCUGGGAAAAGGGAGUCAAAGAAGAGUGAAUCAGCUUUGAAACUCAAAUCCAGGCCACAUAAAAAACAUGGCUACCAGAGAGAAAAGAAGGCAGCAGGACAAGACAAUGAAUGAAAUGUCAAAAUACUGAUCCUGACGACUCUGUCAACAGAAAAUCAUUGUGAUCAAUUUGUGAUCCUGCACACUGGAUAAAACACAAGCAACAGUCAUAAAAUAAACCAUUGCAAUAUUUAAAAAAUUUUAUUAUUAUUGUUAAAUUUAAAAUAACAACACAGUAGACGAUCUGAAGCCCAAUUUUAGACCUUUUCCACCAAUGAUCACCCUAUCUGUACAGAUAGGGAUUGGAUUUGAAAUCCAAGGGAUUGACCUGAAAACAUUGUGUACACGCAUCUAACAACGAUUUAAUAUAUUGUAGCUCAGACUGCAUUCUGAUGUGGUCUGGGAUGCCUUUGUUUAUACUGAAUUUUUGCAUCGACACAACAAAUAAUGGCACACAUCAAAGAUCCCCCUGUCAGCUGACAUGAUCUUUCUGUAUUCUGCUUGUAAACGAAAGCAUGGCUUUAUUUAUGUUCAUCCAACCUUACUUCUGGUGAUGGGAAUUAAAGCCCUUUUUAAAGAUCCAGAUUAAUCGUCUCAGCUUAGCCUGGCCACACACUACAGGAUUGUAAGCCUGAUUUUAGGCCAGAUUUGUCUCCCCCAAUGAUCGCAGGGGUGUCCCCUGAAAGGAGGCACAUUACAAACAAUUAUUUAUCAGAAUAAUCCCCAAGUGUGUGGUGUCAACACAAUUAUUUUAUUGCCCCAUAUCUUGUAGCCUCAGAUACCUUGACUUGCAAAUCUCAAACACAUUCAAUAUUUAUGAAUCUGGAUGGUAUUUCCACAACAACCAAUGAGAGAAAGCAGACCAAGUAGUGUCACAACCAGCCAGACAUUACAUUCUUACAACGGUUACAAACAAACACAACUGUACCUUCAUUAAUAAUAUUAUGAGCUUGGCUUCCAAACAGCUCUUCAUUUGGUUCCAUUUUGCCUUUUUAUUUCUAUAAAACCUCAACAAAAAUUGUAAAAAGGAAACCAUCGCUCAAAUUGAAACUAGCUGCUGUAUUUCACAAAAACAUCAGUUCUUUUAACAUCACAACUCACAAAUAGCAUGACACCGUGUCCUCUAAGAACAUACUUGUGACCACAUGAGAGAGAAAAGCUGCCAAAAAAGCACCGCUAGAGGAUUCUUGAAUUCAGAAAAUUUGAGAGGGCAAACAUAUGGCAUGUUAUAGUUUACCAUUUUUUUAUUUGAAGUAUAAAGAAAACCUUUAACCCAGCUUAUCAGACAAGAUGCACACUUGUUUUUCUCUAAUUUGACACUAAACACAUUAUUAUUAUUUUGAUCAAAGUUGCUUUUUUUGCAAUAAUUUUCCACAUAAGGCUCUCAAUUUCCCUCCUCUGAGAAUCUUCACAGAUCUGUUUCCUGCAUGUGAUUUUGGCCAAUCACAACACAGCAUAUGAGCAGCAAACUCAGUGAUAGACAUUAAGAGGGCUCCAGAAAUAUGUAACUAAAAUAUCUUAAUUGCCCCCUUGUGGCUGGCUGCUGUAAAGGUGAUAGGGACUGCUCUCAUUGUUAAAAGGCUUAAGUUCCAUUAUUUUUUUUAACGAAAUAAUAUUUUUACAAGAACAUUUUAAUUAGACAAAAACUAUAAAUUUUAUUCCAGUUUAUUUCAAUGUCCAACCCUACAGCAUCACUCAAGAAAAAGCUUGCCCUUGUGAAAAUGGAGUUUAUGACCCCUGCCUUAUUUAGUCCAUUAUUGUGUAUUUGGGCUCCUAACUGGAGAUUCUGUCUGUUACCACUAAUCAUUAAAUUAGAUUACUCAGAUCAAAUUGUGUCAAAAUGCCUACGUCACUGAAUGCAAAGAUAGCAUGGCUGCACCUUUACACCCAGUAUUGACCUUUUGCUUUUACAGCCAGUACUAAUAAGUGAUCUUUUUAUCUGUUAUUUUCUCUAAUUGCGAUUGGACUUCAAUAUGCAGGUUUGGUAGGAAGAGCCUGCAGAAGGUGAUCAUGGCUACUUUUGGAAGCCAGCUUUUGAGUGUAAUCUGUGUGCAGUGUCUUCUGUUUCAGCCUCCAUUUUACCAUCAUUUUAAAGAUUGUUUGAAGUUAUCCAAUUAUUUAUUAAUGUUUGCACAACUUUUAAAUGCAGUCUAUUACCCAGUCAACUAGGAGUUACAUGAAAAGUAUUUGAAGUUCUGAGUGAGUUAUGAUGUCAGUUUAUGCAGGAAAUUAGACAAAACAUAGUUAAUUUCAGAUGAAGUAGAUGUAGACUAAUUGCCAUUAGUAUAUGGGGGAAGUUUUAAGCAGCCAAAGGGGCAUCUAAAGAAACAAAAACAUUGCAUAUUUCAAUUUAUAUUUUAUUUUUGGAAGGUUUAUACCUUUGGUAGUUCAGUUUGUGGCCACUGCUGCACAUCUUGCAAACUUCCUGUAGCUUGAACUGAAGUAUGUUGGUUUCUUAACUGAAAUACACAGAUUGCUGCAAAUGUUUUUGAAGAACAAGUACUGUACAUUUGUAUGAAUAUGGCAUGAAGCUGAAGUUUCACAGGUGUUUUCCUGUUUAAAUAAAGAUUAGUUAAACCCUU